Zygotorulaspora mrakii is the source of this 2784-nucleotide messenger RNA. RefSeq names its product Vps54p (gene VPS54). Bases 1 to 2784 code for a protein of 927 amino acids. The transcript has a single exon. Gene Ontology annotation, molecular function: syntaxin binding. Gene Ontology annotation, biological process: retrograde transport, endosome to Golgi; Golgi to vacuole transport. The record is from RefSeq and is a predicted model, not a curated record. Lineage: Eukaryota; Fungi; Ascomycota; Saccharomycetes; Saccharomycetales; Saccharomycetaceae. Gene Ontology annotation, cellular component: GARP complex.
AUGUAUAAAAAUGGAACCGAGGGCGGCGGAACAAAUGAAAGCGGUUCCUUAAAAGGUCGGCUAAGUGAGGUACCCUUCGAUUCGACACCUAAAAUUGUUGUGCCUGACACACCGACAAAGUCAAUGGAAAGUCCAUCAAUUGGCGAUAAUACAUCUCUCAAUGAUGAUCUGGCCAGUAUUGCGGGUAGCCGACUACCAAACUCUUCCCGGAUGAGUAUUGAUUCAUAUUCUUUGAGGCCUAGUUUCGAGUCUUCUGUAGCCGGAAGGCAUAAUAGAUCCUUCGGAUUCGAUAAUGAAAAUCAUAGUGGGUCAGUGGAAUAUUCUCCCCUAGGAAAUAACUCCAUUUUUGAGAUUGUUAUGAAUACCAGAAGAAAAAAUUGGUUGUCGUAUCCAACCGUAAAUGAUAUUCCACCAGUUGUACUUUCAAGUAACUCACUUGAUUCUUCCUGGAAGACUGUAGUUCACAAGUACGUCAAUGAUAUCAAGUAUGAAUCGUCAGUAUACGAAAGUACGAAUAAUUUAAAGAGCAUGACAAGAAUGGAACAGCUAAAACAGCUAGAGAGAUAUGAUAGUACUGCAUUGGACUCUGCAAAUGGUGAGUCUAAUUCAGAAAACGAUCCAGAUCUUGAAGUUAAGGAAGGUAUCAAAGAAUUAGAAGAAGUCCCGUCUUUUUACUUCGAAAAAGAUUUUCAAUUAGAUAAUGCUCGUACGUUUCACCGAGUUCUAGAGGAAAUAGAUUUGCAUUUAAACAAAUUUACAUUAGAAGAUCAGACUCAGAGGGAAGAGGCAUAUGUGGAGUUUAAGGAGAAAUUAAAUUAUUAUCUAGAUGCUGUGGAAGGGCUCUUAGUAGGGGAAAUAUCAAAAUCGUCGCAUAAAUUUUUCCAUGCAUUACGGGAUGUUGACUCAAUACAGCAGAAAGCUAAAUGUACAGUAAGUGAAAUUGAUCGAUUAUCCAAAACCAUUGAAUAUAUAGAUAGUGAGAAAAUCCAGAAGAGGGUUGCGAACUUGCGAAAAAUUUUCAAGAGAAAGAGUUUGCAACGAUUGGAGCAGGGAUUGUUGCAAGUGAAGCAGGUUUUGAUAAGGACUGAAGAGUGUAAGAUUUUGUAUGAAAAUGAAAAGUAUGAUGAAUGUCUGGACCUUAUUCACUCCAUCGACUGCUUGAUUAAGGGUGACGAUUCCAAAGAUGAAACGCUUCAAAGUUGGGUGAGUGACUGGCCAUAUAAGCUUAUUGAGCUGAAAUCCGUACCCGCCCUAACAGAAACAAGAGAAUAUUUGACUAACAUGAGAAUUGAGAUUGGCGGUAAAUAUUCGCUCAAAUUUUGUGAAAUAUUAUUGAGAGACCUACGACAUUAUUGUUCUUCGGUGACUGCAAAUGAGACGCUAAGCAGAUUACAAAAUAUGACAAGAGAAAAAAAGUUUUUAGAACUAGAUUCCGAACUUAUAUCUUCUGUCGCUUCAUUGAUACAUCAGCUUUGUAGGUGUGAUGAACUUGCGAGCUCCUUCAAUUUAUAUCAAGACAAGUUCACAGCCGAAGUUAAAUCAAUAAUAAAAAAGUAUCUACCUCAGGAACGUAAUCAAGCUAGCUCAGAUAGUCAAUUCUCAGUUGGGUCAUCGCAGCCAACUGGUAGUAGUGGCUCGAAAAUUUCACGAUUGAUCAAGGAGCAGACCCCAGCAGAGUUUCAAGGGAUGUUGGUCAACACUUUUACGAAUUCCAGUGAAGUAUUAAGAAGAUUAUAUAGGCACCAAAAACUGUUGCUGGACGUGUCACUUAAUGAAAUUACCAUUAAUGGACAAGGUAGUCCUUUGUCUAGCGAACACGACAUGAUAUCACAACUCGAUAUUCGCACCGAAAUUAACGAGGCCAUUAGGAUUAUUCAACUUCGCAUGGGUAAGAUCAUUGCUGUUAGGAGGGAUCUAACGUCUUCGUUGAGGUUUGAUCAUUUUUUGAAACUGUACUCAAUAUGCGUCCUUUUCAUUCAGGAAUGUGAAGCAAUAAGUGGUGAGUUCCUAACCAAAUACCUCAGCGAUAUAUUAGCGGGGCAGAUAAAAAACUACAACAUAUCGCAGAGAAAUAGAAAAAUCAAAAACAUACAGAAGAAGCUCGAAUGCGAGAAAUGGAUGCCGUCCAUUGUUCAUUCAUCGGUCCAGAAAGAUGUCAAUGAUAUUGUAUCCAGCAUGGAUUUAGAUCCCUUGGACUGGAUCAAGUACUCCGAUCUGAUAACUCGAGAAACAGAUGAAGAGCCGGUAAAAGACCAUACGAAAGUUGAAAGUAAGACUGAAGGCGAACAAAACGAACAAAACGAAAAUAACGAAAAUAAUGUUACUAGCGGCGACGUUAGUAACGGUGAUAGGGCCAAUUUAGGUCACAGAAAAUCGGUUGUCGUUGGCGAUAAAACUUUUGUCGCGAGCGAUUCGCUACUCUCUACUAUUGGUGUCAUAAAGGAAACUCUCAUUCUGUCAACCAACUUACCCGUCAUGUACCUUUCGGAUUUUGAGAAAAUGGCAUAUGAUAUCCUCAAGAAUUUCAACGAUUUUGCAAUGGCAACGGCGACACAAAAUGGAAGACCCCUAUCAAAGUCUGGCAAAAAUCUCUCCAUCAUGGGCGAAUCGCUCGAUUGUCUGGCGGAAUUUGUACUGAUUGUUCAAAAAUUCUACCGAAGACUGUCAAGCUUCAGCAGAGACUUUGUCCUGCUGGAUCAAACCAGCUAUACACUGCUUUCCCAGCAAUACCAAUCCUCUACGGAGAGCAUAUAUCUCGCAAACGCACCACCGCCGCCCGUAUAA